Messenger RNA from Aplosporella prunicola CBS 121167, 2540 nucleotides. RefSeq lists its product as uncharacterized. Gene Ontology annotation, biological process: protein insertion into mitochondrial inner membrane from matrix; mitochondrial respiratory chain complex III assembly. The record is from RefSeq and is a predicted model, not a curated record. The transcript is spliced from 2 exons. Bases 370 to 2124 code for a protein of 584 amino acids. Lineage: Eukaryota; Fungi; Ascomycota; Dothideomycetes; Botryosphaeriales; Aplosporellaceae. Gene Ontology annotation, molecular function: ATP hydrolysis activity; ATP binding. Gene Ontology annotation, cellular component: mitochondrial inner membrane.
UUCCCGCAUCUCAGCUCCUGUCUCGCCGGUGAAAGUUGUUGCGACGAUCUGGUCAUUUGCCUAUUUAAGCGCCUCGCAAACUGCUUUCUGUUUUGGGUCCAAUCGGUCGGCUUUGCUGCUUCCAUAAGAUCUAGGUGUCAGUCUUUUAUCAAACGUCAGCAGGAAGAUUGCGGCUUGCGCCUGUCUCCCGGCUUGUAUAUCCGGAUUGUUGACCGGCGCCCAUCCAUCUCACACGAGGCCAGCUGAGAUAUCGGCAAGUACACUCAUAUUAGAUUUCUGGACAAACUUCAGCAGCUGUGUCAACCACACAAGUGUGUGUAUAUAUAAAGGGAUAGGUUCUGGUUCCUGCUGCGAACCCCCGCCCCCGGAAUGGAUUUCCGUAAGCUGCGCGGGUCUUUCGACCUGGCCAAUGAGUCUGCCGACGGCACGCGGCCCAACCUGACCGAGCUGCCCACCAAUAUCCUCGAAGCGCUCAUUCCGGGUUACAGCCUAAUAUCUAGGUUUGUGCUGUACUCGUUCGGCUUCGACAUUGGGCUGGUGGUGUCGAUCGGGGUGCUCCUAUUCGGCGUGGUGUCGGCCGUGUCGUACGUGUGGAGCAGAAGCUAUUACCUCUUCUGCAAAUACUACAUGUCGGACGUGUACGUGGACGACAGCGACGACCUGUACGAGAGCGUGCUGGAGUGGAUCGCGGCGCAGCGCAUGUCCAAGGUGUCGCGGUCAAUCAAGGCCGUGACCAAGUACAAUGAGCAGGACACGGACAACGAGGUCGACGCCAGAAUCAGCGUCGAGGACGACACGGGCAUCUUCAACUUUGGCCGCUGGGCGGCAAAGGUGCCGCCCCGCUACGAGCCGUACUUUGGCUCCCACCACUUCUGGCACCAAGGCCGCCUGUUCCUCAUCGACCGGUCGCGGCGCGAGGUCGGCACGAGCGGCUACCCGCCCACCCGCAAGGAGGAGGAGACGAUCCGCCUGUCGUGCGUGGGCCGCCGCACGCAGCCCAUCAAGGACCUGCUCGACCACGUCAAGGCCUGGUCGCUUGACAAGGAAAAGGCGAAGACGGUCAUCCGCCGGCCCGCGAGCAAAGACCGCUCGCGCUUCGCCGGCGCCUGGGACCGCGUCUCGUCGCGCCCCUCGCGCCCUAUGGACACGGUCGCGCUGGACCCCGACCAGAAACGGACGAUCAUCGCGGACAUCAACGAGUACCUCCACCCCAGCAGCCCGCGCUGGUACGCCGUCCGCGGCAUCCCGUACCGCCGGGGCUAUCUGUUCCAUGGGCCGCCCGGCGUGGGCAAGACCAGUCUCGCGUACGCGCUUGCUGGCAUCUUCGGCCUCGAUAUCUUCGUCAUUUCGCUGCUGGAGCCCACGCUCACGGAGUCGGACCUCAAUCGCUUGUUCAACAACCUGCCGCGCCGCUGCAUCGUGCUGCUCGAAGACAUUGACACGGCGGGCCUGCUGCGCGACGAGAAGAGCGACGACGCUGCCGCGGCCGCCAGCAACAGUACAAACACCACAACAACAAACGCAGACGCCACCCCCACCUCUUCUCCCGCGCGCAAACGCCACCACCCCAACAACCACACCCCCACAGACGCCCUAACGCCCACCUCCCUCGCCCUCGCCCUCACCACUGCUACCCGCCGCAGCAAACUCCAAGACGACCACUCCAACCAAGGCAUCUCGCUCUCCGGGCUUCUAAACGCCAUCGACGGCGUCGCGACGCACGAGGGCCGCGUGCUCGUCAUGACGACGAACCAUCCGGAGCGGUUGGACGACGCGCUGAUCAGGCCCGGGCGCGUCGACCUGCAGGUGCAGUUUACGCUGGCGACGCGGGCGCAGAUUAGGGAGAUUUUCGGGCGGAUGUACGCAGUUGAUGAGGAGAGUGAGGGUGGUGGGAAGGAGGGGGUGGGGUUUGGUAUUGGUGUUGGUGGUGGGGAGAAGGUGGGCGCGGAUAUCGAGACCCUGGCGCAUGCGUUCGCGGCUGCGCUGCCGGAGGGCCGGUUGAGCCCGGCUGAGAUUCAGGGGUUUUUGCUGGUACGGAAGAAGGAGCCGCUGCGGGCGGUGAAGGAGGUCAAGGGCUGGUGUGAGGGUGUGCUGGAGGCGAGGGGGCGGAGGGGGAGGGUGUAGGGCGUUGGUGUGGGUGGGUGGGUUGGGGGGUUUUGUUGUAGGGGGAGGGGGAAGGGGUGUAUAGGUAGGUAGGGGUGUGGAAGGGGGGAGGCCGGUAAUGUCUAUUCGUUCCUAGGCAGUUUCUAGUUUUCUAGGUUUUCUAGUGUCUUUUUUUAUUUUUCGGCUCAUCGGCGUGGUUGAAUAAGUGGUGCAUGCAGUAGCGUUAGGAAGGCUGGGAUGGAGUGGGAUGGAGUGCUUGUGCUUGAACACACCUAGUCAUAUCUUCCUCGUCGUCGUGGUUGUCGGGCGGGACGCGUGCACGAAAUAGCAUCCACGCAUGUCUUUCAUCCCUUAUAUCAGUUAAGCUUCCCUCGGCAUCUACGUGCUUCGACCCACACACAGAAUCAAAACUAGUCUAACUGGCUACUACAGCUACU